CGACUUACUAGAUUGUAUUAUUGACACGUUCACUACUUCCGGUAUCUUGUGCACACAACGAAGAAGAUGGAGUUCGCCGGCAAAAUGAUAUCUCUGGUGGUUCUGUUUGUCGUUCCACUCGUAGUGCUAGGAGACAGCUGUUUGUCACCAGAGGUCAAGGCUGAAACUUACACCACCACAGAGGCCAUUGUCUCCACAGAAACUGUGUUUAUUGUACAGUUUACACUUACCUGCAAAAAUAAAGUCAGGGAUAUGAAUCUGUAUGCUGAUAUCAGUGGUAGAACUUUACCUGUCACCAAGACUGACAAACCUGAUUUGUACCAGGUUAGCAUCAGUGAUGAUCAUAAAAAGCUGUCCUCUGGUAAAUAUGAGGUGCGUCUGUAUGAUGAGGAGGGAUACUCCAUGCUGAGAAAGGCCCAGAGAAGUGGAGAGUCUGUAGAUGCCGUCAAACCAGUUACCUCUAUCACAUUUAACCACCCAGGAGUUUCUAAAGGUCCUUUUGUGCAGAGUGAGUUUGUUGCUGUGGUUAUCGCUGUCCUUGUGUGGUAUUUUGCCUACAGCACCAGAAGUCAACUCCAGUCAUCAAACUAGGAACAAAUUUUUGACAUUUACAAUAAAUUUAAAAAGACACCAUUAGAAGAGAAAUUAAAUUUUAUACAUUUUUUUUCUUUAUUGAAGUAUUUUCCACCUGCCAUCAUCAAUAUUUUAUAAUAAAAACCAUUCCAUCUAUAAAGGAAA
Messenger RNA from Magallana angulata, 738 nucleotides. RefSeq names its product translocon-associated protein subunit delta-like. NCBI's taxonomy places the organism in Eukaryota, Metazoa, Mollusca, Bivalvia, Ostreida, Ostreidae. Gene Ontology annotation, cellular component: membrane; endomembrane system; endoplasmic reticulum. The transcript is spliced from 5 exons. The record is from RefSeq and is a predicted model, not a curated record. Bases 67 to 591 code for a protein of 174 amino acids.